Messenger RNA from Dromiciops gliroides (monito del monte), 3480 nucleotides. RefSeq names its product protein tyrosine phosphatase 4A2 (gene PTP4A2). Gene Ontology annotation, cellular component: nucleus. Gene Ontology annotation, molecular function: protein tyrosine phosphatase activity. Gene Ontology annotation, biological process: protein dephosphorylation; positive regulation of cell migration. The record is from RefSeq and is a predicted model, not a curated record. The coding region runs from base 571 to 1074 and encodes 167 amino acids. Lineage: Eukaryota; Metazoa; Chordata; Mammalia; Microbiotheria; Microbiotheriidae. The transcript is spliced from 5 exons.
GCUUUUGCUGACAAGUGAGCUUGAGGCUUUUCUACGUGCCAUAAUUAACAUUGCCUUGAAGACUCCGGACACCAAGAUUGGCCUCAGAAAUAUUUGGCAUAUAUCUUUAUUUUUUUCAUAUUGGAAGCAUAUUCCCUUUAACACCUCCAGCAAAAUUAAGCAUCAAGAAAACAAGUGCAGAGCGGGUCUAUACUUUCACCUUGCCUCACCAGUGCCUAAAUGUAGGAAAGGCCGCUGAAGUUGAAGGCAUUUGUUGGAUUUUUGGAGGUUGAAGGUAACCAUCUGCAGUCAUUGAGGCCCAAGUUGAAUCUGAAUUCCAGAGGAUUCUAAAUAGAUCUGGUUAUCCCGAAGAAACUCCUUAAGGAAGGAACAAGCUGACUAGAGAAGACACUGAUCAAUAAUAGGCAUUUUUGUGGUCUUUUUAAUGUUUUCUGCUGUGAAACGUUUCAAGGGUUAUUGAUUUUUUUCCCCUCCAUUUUCCCAUCUCUCUUCCCCAAACACACACCCACACAUACCUACUCCUCCCAUCUCUCUUUCUCUCACACGCAUACACACUUUUUGUCUGCCAUAAUGAACCGUCCAGCCCCUGUGGAGAUCUCAUAUGAGAACAUGCGUUUUCUGAUUACCCACAAUCCUACCAAUGCAACACUCAACAAGUUCACAGAGGAACUUAAGAAGUAUGGUGUGACAACUUUGGUCCGAGUUUGUGAUGCUACGUAUGAUAAAGCUCCAGUUGAAAAAGAAGGAAUCCAGGUUCUAGACUGGCCAUUUGAUGAUGGAGCUCCACCUCCUAAUCAGAUAGUAGAUGAUUGGCUAAAUCUAUUAAAAAGCAAAUUUCGAGAAGAGCCGGGUUGCUGUGUUGCUGUGCACUGUGUUGCUGGGCUGGGAAGGGCACCUGUGCUGGUUGCACUUGCUUUGAUUGAAUGUGGAAUGAAGUAUGAAGAUGCAGUUCAGUUUAUAAGACAAAAAAGAAGGGGAGCAUUCAAUUCCAAACAGCUGCUUUACCUUGAGAAGUACCGACCCAAGAUGCGAUUACGAUUCAGAGAUACCAAUGGGCACUGCUGUGUUCAGUAGAGAAAAAGCUGAAUUGGAUUGUGGUUUUUUUGUGGGGACUCUUGGUACCUGGAAAUGUGAAUCUGGAAUCUAAACUAUGUCAACAAAGUAGCGAUGGGAGUCAGUACUCCUCAACCUCUGUCCUAAUGUUUUAAAACAAAACAAAAAAGAAAACUCUAUAACGUGAAUAAUAAAGAGUUUAAAGAGAGAGAGAGGGGAAAAAAUGAUGAAUUCAGUGAAGGAUGAUUUUCUCCCAGUGUUGCAGUUUGAAUUUCUGCCAGGAGGGAAUCAUUUCUAAACCUCCUGUAUUUUUUAACUUUUUUCAAAAUGGGGUCUCUAAGGAAAACCAGCAGAACAUUGGCCUGUGCAGCAACAAUCAUCUGUUUGGGGAGCACACCUCACAGUUAGGGCUGGCCCAUCCUCCUCCCUGUGGCAUUUCCUCUCUGGUUAUCUUUCCCUUGUCUCGUGUGUGUGUGUGUGUGUGUGUGUGUGUGUGUGUGUGUGUGUGUGUGUGUGUGUGUGUGUGUGUUGACAGAGGCUAGGAGGAGCCCUGGCUGCUGUGGAUGUGUACAGUCUGACAGCCUUAAGCCCAACUGGGCACUUUUAGAAAUAACAGUGGCAGUUUUGUUCUGUGGCCCAGGGGAUUGGUUCUUAGUCUUGAGUAACAAGGAGAUGUUCUUUUUAGUCUUUCUUUUCCUGAAAAUUCAACCUAUCAUUAGGCAGAGCAGGCAAGGAACCCUUUUUAGGGGGGAUGGGUGGUUUGAAGGUUGGGUUUCUUUGUUUUGUGUUGGAUUUUUUUUGUUUUGUUUUUUUGUUUUUGUAAUUGAGGUGGGGGUAGUAUAAGAGGAGUAUAUCUUCUGUUAUGUGUGCAUUCAUACUUGUCCAAAGAACUUAGCUGAGAGAUGAACUGUUUCCUUCUAUUGCUUAAGUAAGAAUAUGGAGCAAAAGCUAAGUGGAUUAUGGAAAGAUGAACUUUUUUACUAGGUGGGAGGAAAGGCCUCCCUCUUCCAGGUCAGACUGGUUCUCUUGCUUGAGAGGCCCUUCCAGGCGGGAAGUUAGCAUGCUUUUUUCUACCCAUUACAGACAUGCCAGCUGUAGCCAUUAUUAUUCAGACUUCAUGUCGGAUAGUGUCAGAGCCCACCAAGGCCUUGAAAUGCCUGUUUCAGGAAUAGUUUGUGUAUUGUGGGUGAGUUUUCAUGGACAGAGUACAGUCCACAGUUGAGAAUAAAUAAAUGUCUGGUGUGGGUAUUCCCAAACUCGCCCUUGUGUACAGUUUCAGUUUAACCACUGAUUGCCUUGUUCUUUUCUUACUCGAUUCUUUUUUGAGAUGAAAAUCACUGGUUCAAAACCAACAAUGCCUAUUGAGUAUUUAGUCCACAGGCCAUGGCAGGGUAGAGAAGAGACCUUGAAUGAAUUGGAGCCUAGGGAAUAUGAAAUGGGUUGCUUGUGGAUCAGUGUAGCAUUAUUUGUACAGCAUUCUUGCUGGAUUCCAUGUGCUAAUACACACUUUCUGCUCCUUCCCAGGCAACAGUUCUAGCCAGGCUGGUUUGAUAGAACAGUUGGAGAGCCCUGACUGGGGCCCUUGUCCUUUUUCACCUCAACAUUGCCUAGGUAACAUCUUUCCACUUCUGAGGCUUGAGAUACAGGCUUAAGGUCACCUUGUCCUGCUGUGUCUUGCUGUGCAGAGCCAAAAACUUUUCGUUUGUUUAGAGCAGCUGGGUCAGUGGGAAUGGACUGGCCAGUCCCUUGUCGAUACCUCAGAUGCCGGCUGUGUGAACUGCCUCCUUUCCUGUUCCCAGAGUUCUGUUUUGAUUGUUAGCUAAAUGAAAAACUGCAGAUUAUUCUCUUUCCCCCUUCUGCCUCCCUCCUGAAAACACAAAAUAAUGCAUUUUAAAUUGUUCCUAGGGUUUUAAAGUUUAAAAAAAAUGAUGGUACUAUCCAAAAUUUAUGAUUUCAGAACAUGCCAAUAGAUUCCUUUUAACAUAGGCCUCAGAUCAAAACAGUACCCCUCAAAGCUCAGACAGCACAGUCUGCUUGCUGAAAUGUCAUUUCAUCAAUGCCAUAAUAAGCCUCUUGCCUUUGAUGAACUUGGAUUUUCAUUGCUGUUAAGAGGUAGGGCAACAUCAGUGCCUACCUGAAUUAGGAGAACCUUCCUGGUUUUGUCUGAUAAGAAGGGUGUACAAGGCUACAGUCAAUACUAGCCCUCUUUUUGUUUUGAACUACAGACUAAUGUUAACUAUUCUCAGAACUGGAUUUCUUUGUGUGUGUGAAAUUAAAAAGUUUUUCUUUUGAAUUUAAUGAAGUAUUGCUAGCUGAAGCCAGUUUGACAUGGUAAGAGAGAUGUCGGACUGAUUGAAAGGUGUGCAGCCUGAUUCCAAACAAACUCUGAACCCUUUUAAAGAACAAUAAAACAUAUUUUACAUGCUC